Nannochloropsis gaditana CCMP526 is the source of this 1390-nucleotide messenger RNA. Its product is annotated as nli interacting factor family protein. The transcript has 3 exons. The record is from RefSeq and is a predicted model, not a curated record. Gene Ontology annotation, molecular function: phosphoprotein phosphatase activity. The coding region runs from base 51 to 1187 and encodes 378 amino acids.
ACAGGCAACCACAAGGGAAGGUUUUACCUUUUCUGUAGCCAGCCGCAGUCAUGCGUUCAAGUCUCGCCCUAUGUGCGGUGGGCAUGGUGGGCCGGCCGGGGCAAGGGAUGGCAAGCACCAGAAGAGCAGCACUUGGGAAGGCAGUUGCCUCGCGCGACCUGUCCGGAGUCAUUUUCAGCAAGUGGAGUCGCUUGUUCCACGCUCAAAGCUUUGGCUACGUGGGUGGCAUGACGAAGGCCGUGAAGGCCGGAAGUAGCAGCCUGGUAAACAGCACAGGAAAACGACCGCCGGCCCUGGAGGCCUCGCGCACGGGCACAGCUCGACACGGUGGACGGUCCCUUGUGUGUGGUAGCAGAUACGGAGCUGUCAAGUGGAUGCAGGGGCAGGGACGGAGAUUCUCCGUCUACAGGAAGCGAGAGAAGUUGACGGUGGUGCUGGACAUGGACGAAUGCCUGCUCCACAGCCGUUUCGAGGAGGACAUGCGGGACGAACGGGGCCGGGAGCUGGCCCAUCAACUUCUUCCCAACGGUGACUCGGAGUCUUUCCACUACCAGCACCAGGCGGAUGUAGGGGAGGCCUUGGGAGACGUUCGCCACCGGAGUGUGGAUUAUUUUUGGCUAGAGUUGGAGGAGGGAGAGCGGGUGCGAGUUAACCUCCGGCCCGGUGUAGAGGCCUUCCUGCAGCGCCUGAGCGACGAGUACAACGUCUUUGUGUUCACAGCCGCCACAGAGACCUAUGCCCGACCAGUGUUGGACCGGUUAGACCCCACCGGUUCCCUGUUGGACGGCCGCUUCUACCGACCCGCCUGUCGGCAUGUGCACGGCACGUAUCUGAAGGACUUAAGGAGGAUUCAAGCGGGCUUGGGGAAGGCGGAUUUGUCCCGGGUGGUGCUGGUGGACAACAACCCCUUGUCCUUCGUGCCUCAGCCCGAGAACGGCAUCCUCGUCCCCUCCUUCUACGACGACGCCGAGGAUCGAACCCUGGAGGCAGUGGGUGAGAUGAUCGACCGGCGCUUAGCCCCCUUGGACGACGUCCGUCCCUUUUUGGGCGACUUGUUUCAAUUGCGCGCUCAGCUCCAGCUGGUCCGACGCCGCCUGUUGGGAGCGGAGGAGCGGAAAGAGGCCGUGGGAGAGGCCGGGAGGGAGGCUGGGGAGGGGCAGUGGCAAGGCCAGGAGAAGAGCGGAUGAUCACGCAAAGCCGUGGUGCGGGAAGGGCUUGUCCGAGGAGCGUGCAGUAUGUACAUAGCAUUUGAGCAUCUAAAUAAGCCACUGGUGACUUGAUCAGGGGCAGGGGGAAAAACCUUGAGCACAGAGAGGCACGUCCCUGCAUCUUGCGAGGGCGUGGGUUUUGUAACGGCCUAAGAAAAGAAUUGCCAUGUCAAUUUUUCGAA